AUAUACUAGUCUGUAUUGAUUCCCUUGAUUAUCAAAACCAUUGGAAACAAGUGGGGAGAUCUUUGGUUGAAAUUUGGUGAGAUCUUGCUUUGUGUGCUGUGGAUUUUCAGUGGGCACAUUUUCUUUAGUACAUAAGUCUCUUGUAAUUAUCUCCCACUCCAUUAUUUCAACUCAAACAAAAACAUCUAAACCAGCCCAAGCUUCUCUCAACUUCUACAUUUUUAUUGCCAUAUCUGAAUCAUAUAUUGCUCUGAUGGGAUUAGCUACAGAGUCUAAGUUUCAUGUCUUGGCUGUUGAUGACAGCAUCAUAGAUAGAAAGCUUAUUGAAAGGCUACUCAAGACCUCUUCUUUUCAAGUUACAGCAGUUGAUUCUGGGAUUAAAGCCUUGGAAUUUCUUGGUUUGCAUGAAGAUGAUGAACAGAUUAGUCCCAACAAGGCAUUUACAUCUCCAAUGAAUCAACAGGAAAUGGCAGUGAAUCUUAUAAUAACAGACUACUGUAUGCCUGGAAUGACAGGCUAUGAUUUGCUCAAGAGAAUAAAGGAGUCAUCUUUCAGAGACAUUCCAGUUGUGAUUAUGUCAUCUGAGAAUGUCCCUUCAAGAAUUAAUAGAUGUUUAGAGGAAGGAGCAGAUGAGUUUUUUCUUAAACCAGUGAGAUUAUCAGAUGUGAACAAGCUUAAACCCCAUAUAAUGAAAAGAAAGAAUUUAGAUGGUGAGAAUCUGAAAAGGGAAACAGGUCAAGAACAAGCCUUGGAGGGUUUAGAAGUGAUUCAGUCAUUACAGCAAGAAGCAGUAGCCCCACAAAAACAAGGCAUUGGUAAUAAUAACAAGAGGAAGGCUAUGGAAUUGGAAGAAGCACUCUCACAAGAUCAUAGAACAAGACCAAGAUGCAGUGGCCUCACUGUCAUUUAGAACAAAAUGUUUCUCCCUCUGGGUGAGUUCAGAGAGGAUCAGAUGUACGCAGACCAACCUCCCCCAUGAUUCCGUAAAGGCUUGGACAGUGCAUUCUUUAUUAACCGUGUACAUAUCAUAAUUAGUAACAAGGAUCUCUGUUGAUGAGAAACUUGGGCAAUUUUGCUUUAGAGGAUAAUAGGUCAAACUUUUUUUCUUUUUUUCUGUGGUUAUUGAUGUACAGUAAACAUAGUGUGACAUCAAGAUUUGAGAUUCUUGCCUGCAGGCUGCA
Molecule: messenger RNA, 1181 nt
Organism: Daucus carota subsp. sativus
Lineage: Eukaryota; Viridiplantae; Streptophyta; Magnoliopsida; Apiales; Apiaceae
Product: two-component response regulator ORR9
Exons: 4
Coding region: 254-910 (218 amino acids)
Biological process (GO): phosphorelay signal transduction system; cytokinin-activated signaling pathway
Source: RefSeq, a predicted model, not a curated record